AUGACUCUCACCCUUCUAGUCCAAGCCACACCCCUGGCAUGCCGUCCCAAUUGGUCACGGCUGGCACCCCUUAUGGGUCUAGACUACCAUUCCGAGUUUGAUCCUGAGAUUGCCCUCAUAAAACUUCAAGGAAAGAGGCUAAUGUUUGUAGGUGAUUCACUACAGAAAAAUCAAUGGCAAUCUUUUGUGUGCUUGGUGGAAUCUAUAAUCCCGGAAGACCAGAAGUCGAUGAAAAAAAUAAGUCGUGGGCAUUCUGUCUUUAAAGCCGAGGAAUACAACGCCAGCAUUGAGUUCUACUGGGCACCAUUCUUGGUGGAAUCUAACACUGAUUUUCAUAUCAAAUUCAAUCCAAAUCAGAAAAUCGUUAAGGUGGACUCAAUUACACAACGUGCCCAAAAUUGGCUUGGAGUUGAUAUCCUUGUUUUCAAUACUUAUGUUUGGUGGAUGGGCCGACUCAAGAUCAACACACUAUGGGGUGAAUUUCAAAAUGGAGAGGAAGGCUAUGAAGAAUUAGACACACCAGUUUCUUACAAACUAGCUUUGCGGACAUGGGCAAAUUGGAUUGAUUCCACAAUUGAUUCCAAUAAAACGCGUAUUUUUUUCACCACCAUGUCUCCUAGCCACGAAAGAAAUAAAGAUUGGGGCAACAUAAAUGGGAUCAUGUGCUACAAUGAGACAAGACCAGUAAUGAAGAAGGGACACUGGGGAUUUGGUUCAAACAAAGAGAUGAUGAAAGUAGUGGCAAGUGUGAUCAAAAGAAUGAAAGUUCAUGUUACUGUACUGAAUAUCACACAAUUAUCUGAGUACAGAAUUGACGCUCAUUCAUCAAUUUAUGGUGAAUCAUAUGGCAAAUUAUUGACUAAUGAACAGAAAACUGAUCCUUUGCGUUUUGCGGAUUGUAUACAUUGGUGCUUGCCUGGAGUUCCUGAUACAUGGAAUCGAUUACUUUAUGCGUAUCUAUAGCCACAAAUAAAAAAGAAAAAAGAGGUCGAAUAGUUCAUGUCUCAUUCAUAUUAUUAUUAACUUAUGUGCUAUGUGUAGCGGCUGGUGAAUCCUACCCGAUAUCAGAAUUGGAUUAAAUAUUUAUCGGUUUCCGAGAAUGGUUUUAAUGGCGAUUGGUCUCCUCUUCUCCGGAUGUCUAAUGGUUUGGGAGAUAUUUUAUAUGGUUAUUUUGUUGUAUUUUGAAUGAAUCAAAAUGGUAAAGCAAAAUGUCAUUACCAUAUGUGAAUUGUA
This is a messenger RNA of Nicotiana tabacum (common tobacco), 1233 nucleotides long. NCBI's taxonomy places the organism in Eukaryota, Viridiplantae, Streptophyta, Magnoliopsida, Solanales, Solanaceae. The record is from RefSeq and is a predicted model, not a curated record.